GUAUUUACGUGGCCUAAGUGAGUAGCCGAAGUGUAGAACAAGAAGAGGGAAAAACACAGACACACAGAUAUGAAAACGGAACCGAGAAUGAGCGACGAAAAAUCCGCCGAGAAUUUCUCCGAUGAUUCCGGGGACCGUAAGACAGGAGAUGGACGAGAACAAGCUUUGUUGGCGCUGAUUAAGUAUCGUACUGAAGAAGUUGAGCGGAACAAGUGGCGUGUCAGUCAUUACACUGCUGAGCUUGAGCUGUCACAAAAGAGGCUAGAGGAGUCCAAAAAUCAGCUAUCUGGCCUUCGGGGUCAACACUAUAUCCCUGCGUCCAGAGAGAACUCUGAUCUUAGUACGCUAAAAGUUGAAGAGGAAUCUAGUCCUUCCAGAUAUUGUCCGCGGUCUCCUGGAAAUCAAUUUAUGUCAAUAUCGGUACCAGAGGAAGAAAGUAUCAGGUCAUCUAAAAAAGCUCAGCUUGAGCUGUCACAAAAGAGGCUAGAGGAGUCCAAAAAUCAGCUAUCUGGCCUUCGGGGUCAACACUAUAUCCCUGCGUCCAGAGAGAACUCUGAUCUUAGUACGCUAAAAGUUGAAGAGGAAUCUAGUCCUCCCGGAUAUUGUCCGCGGUCUCCUGGAAAUCAAUUUAUGUCAAUAUCGGUACCAGAGGAAGAAAGUAUCAGGUCGUCUAAAAAAGCUCAGGUAAAUCUAAGAGGAGCAUCUAGUGGCACUGUCCUUCAGAGUAGUGGAACAUCUUCUCAAAACAAGGCUAAGCUUAGGCCAGAAGUUGUUGUACCUGCUCCAAAUCCUGUAGUUCCUCAAUCAAGCAAGUCUCAUAUGGGCACUAAAUCUUCAGAUGGUUCAGGUUCUACUCCUACUCAUGCCAACUGUACUGUUAAGGUAUCUGGAGCGAAGCCUAGUAAGAUCUCUUCUGGGAAGGAACUUCUCAACAUACAGGCUAAAGGAACCAAGAGGAAGUUUGUGGAAAAAGAGCAUAAAGACUUAAUUACACAGAUUGCUGGCAGCUCCUCAGUUCGCAAGUUACAGUGCCAGACAAGUUGUAUUUUACCCAGUCAGCAUAAGAGAAAGUUGAGGAGUCUGGCUUUAUGUCCAACAAACGAUCAGCUUUUUGUGACCAGUGCUUUGGAUGGAGUCAUUAACUUGUGGCAAUUGCAAGCUAAAAGAUCUAGUGCCAAUUGUUUAAGUAGCACUGAUUGUUUAUCCGUCAAGCAAAGGAGAUGGCCGGAAGAUAUUGCUUGGCAUCCCGAGGGGAACGGCCUAAUUUCUGUGUUUGGUGCGGAUGGUGGAGACUCACAGGUCGCAGUCUUGGAUUUGAACAAAGGGAAAGAGAAUGGUCGUGUUCACUUUCUGGAGGAUAAGCCACAUACUAAAGGCAUCAUAAACAACAUAGUAUUUAUGCCAUGGGAAGAUACCUGCUUUGUUACGGCAGGUAGUGAUCAUGCUGUAGUCCUUUGGACUGAAAAUGAUGGGAUUAAAGACUGGAAUCAUAAAACAUUGCAUAGGAAUCAGCAUACCAGCGCUGUUAUGGGAGUUGCUGGGUUGCAGCAUAAGAAGGUUGUACUUUCUGCUGGCGCUGACAAGCGGAUCACAGGGUUUGACGUGGGAGCUGGUAGAGCUGACUACAAGCAUCAAAUAGACAGUAAAUGCAUGAGUAUUGUGCCAAACCCGUGUGAUUAUAAUCUCUACAUGAUUCAGACUGGGACUAUAGGAGAACAACUUCGCUUAUGUGAUUAUAGGGUGAGACAAACGGAACUCCACACAUUUGGCUGGGAACAAGAAAGUAGUGAAUCGCAGUCAGCCUUGAUAAAUCAAGCUUGGUCCCCUGAUGGUCUGUACAUUACUUCUGGUUCAGUGGACCCUAUGAUUCACAUUUUCGAUAUUAGGUAUAAUGCUAGAAAGCCGACUCAGUCAGUAAGAGCCCAUCAGAAGCGAGUAUUUAAAGCCGUAUGGCACAGUACCUACCCUCUCCUGAUAUCAAUUUCUUCCGAUUUAAACAUUGGAUUGCACAAGAUCACAUAGUGCGGCAACCUGUGCUCUUUUGUUUUGUAUAAGUCUCUGCAAGAUUUCUAAAUCUAGGAAUUGAUGUAGCUGAGCUCACCAAACUUACAAAAGAAUUUCUUUUUCUGUUGCUAAACUUGCAAAAGUUUUUUUUUUGUGAAGUAUUGACCUGGUACAGUAGUACCUAGUACACAACUAUAGAUUUAUGAAAUACAUCAAUGUCAGUUUCGUGA
Daucus carota subsp. sativus is the source of this 2234-nucleotide messenger RNA. RefSeq lists its product as uncharacterized. The record is from RefSeq and is a predicted model, not a curated record. The coding region runs from base 70 to 2022 and encodes 650 amino acids. Lineage: Eukaryota; Viridiplantae; Streptophyta; Magnoliopsida; Apiales; Apiaceae. The transcript is spliced from 8 exons. Gene Ontology annotation, molecular function: protein binding.